AUGGCCUACUACAGCAAGUGCAUUGCCAUAGCCAUCCAGCAUCUGAGCCGGUUCAAGCCCGAGAGGGACCACCCUGAGCAGUUCCUAGAGACCGUGUCUGCCUCGUUGCAGGCUGCCAGCCCCCAGAAGCAGGCCUUCAUCCUGGAGCUCCUGUCCGGGUGUCUGGAGUACCACAAGCUGCUGGACAUCGUAGUGGACGCCUUCUACGCGCGAGAUGGCCGGCUGUGCCUGUGGGCAGACUAUAGCCUCUUUGAGGUGACUUGCUACCUGGCCACUUUCCAGCUGGAUGAGCUCGGCUUCCCUCUCUUCUGUGACAUCAUGAGGUCCCUGCCCAUGGACAAGAUGUGCAAGUUCCUCCGGUUCUUCUUCAACCCCGUGAACCUGUGUUCCUGGAUCAAGGACGAGUGGAGCCUCAUCCAUGAGGCUACCUACGUGAAGGAGAACUGGCUGGAACCCCUGAUGAGAUGGCAGCCCAAGGUCCAGGAGCUGAUCAGCCAGCUGGAGGGUGCCUCGGCACACCAGAUCCCUCCCUUCAAGUGCAAGAGUAAAGUCACGAAGCCCAAGGAGUUCCGCCUGACGGCCCCCAGGCCCCGCAGCAUCCCCAUGCCAGAGCCAGUCCCCACCAUGGCCAUGAUGAAAGCGGUGCCCCGGAGCACCUACCAGGUACCCAAGCAGCAGCAGCAGCUGGAGAUGAUCAGGAGAGACAACCGUCGCCGGGCGGAGGAGCUGCUGCUAAAGGCCAACGUGGAGGAGCUGCGCUGCGCCAUGCCCAGGCCCCGCCUGGAGAAGCCUGCCGAGGACCCCAAGAAACAGCUGCAACCUCAACUCCUCUCCCGAAUCCGAAAGACCCCAAAGCUGACCUUCUAUAGGCAAGAUAACGUCCCGGUGAAGCUGAACACAGCGGCCAUCCUGCGGGAAGGGGCCUUGUAUCAGCAGCAGGUGGAGCAGGAGCUGCAGAGGGUCGACCGGCUUGUGGAUGGGGCCGGAGACUUCUCUGAGUUCCUGGAGUGGCAGAAGAGGAUGCAGGCCCAGGACCGGGAGGAGCAGCUGGCAGCUGAAGAGUGCCGGCGGCUGCAGGGCAAGCUCAGCCACCAGGAGGCCAUCCUGGCCCGGCAUCGCCUGGCACAGGAGAACAAGCAGAAAGCGGACCAGAAGAAGGAGGAGACAGCCGAGCUGAUGCUGCAGCGAGCACAGCGGCAUCUCCGGGAGGACCGGUCCUGCAGGGAGCUCGUGGAGCAGGUGAUGGAGGCACAGAGGAAUGUCAAGGUGGCCCAGAUGAAACUCCUCCAGGACCGCCGGGAGACAGUUCAGGAAGUGAUGGAGCAGAGCCGGGAGCUGCUGCAGCGCACGGCAGAGGCGGCCCGGGAGGAGCAGCAGCGACGCUGGGUGCUCACCUCCCAGCUGCGGGCGCUGGAGAAGCAGCCCACGCGCAAGGGCAAGCUGGUGGACCUGACCCAGAUCCCGGGCUAUGGUCUGGAAGGGGAGAUGUCGGUGGUGGAGCUGCGGGAGCGGCUGGCCCUGCUCAAAGAAAGCCAGCGGCGCGAGGAGGAGGAGAAGCGGGACCAGAUCAUCCAGGGCAAGCGUGCCAAGAGUCAGGAGCUGCGCAACACCGUGGAGCAGAUCGCCCUGUGCCGUGCUGCCAUGGGACGGACCGCGGCCCUGAGGUGGGAGGAGAAGAAAGCCCGAGCCACGGCCCCAAGGCCCCUGUGCAAGGACGAUCGCGUGCUGGAGCUGCGUCGCAGGGUGCAGGAACGAGCGGCGGAGCGCUGCAGGCAGGAGGCCCAGCUGCGCGUGGCUGCGCCCAGAGCAGCGCGCCGCAAGGCAGGGGCCCUGGCCGAGGCGCAGCACUGGCAGGAUCUGCAGCGGAGCCGCGAGCGCAAACUGCUGGCGCUGCAGCGGGGGCCCUCGACCCCGGGGCUGGCGGGGCCCGUGCGUGGCCUCGAGGCCGCCUGA
This is a messenger RNA of Ochotona curzoniae (black-lipped pika), 1953 nucleotides long. RefSeq names its product cilia and flagella associated protein 99 (gene CFAP99). The coding region runs from base 1 to 1953 and encodes 650 amino acids. The transcript is spliced from 15 exons. The record is from RefSeq and is a predicted model, not a curated record. NCBI's taxonomy places the organism in Eukaryota, Metazoa, Chordata, Mammalia, Lagomorpha, Ochotonidae.